Jaculus jaculus (lesser Egyptian jerboa) is the source of this 1647-nucleotide messenger RNA. RefSeq names its product claudin 23 (gene Cldn23). The coding region runs from base 1 to 891 and encodes 296 amino acids. Gene Ontology annotation, molecular function: structural molecule activity. Gene Ontology annotation, cellular component: bicellular tight junction; plasma membrane. Lineage: Eukaryota; Metazoa; Chordata; Mammalia; Rodentia; Dipodidae. The transcript has a single exon. The record is from RefSeq and is a predicted model, not a curated record. Gene Ontology annotation, biological process: cell adhesion; bicellular tight junction assembly.
AUGCGGACGCCAGUGGUGAUGACGCUGGGCAUGGUGCUGACGCCCUGCGGGCUGUUGCUCAACCUCAUCAGCACGCUGACCCCGGGCUGGCGGCUGGUCAAGGGCUUCCUGGACCAGCCCGUGGACGUGGUGCUGUACCAGGGCCUGUGGGACAUGUGUCGCGAGCAGAGCAGCCGCGAGCGCCAGUGCGGCCAGCCGGACCCGUGGGGCUACUGGGAGGCGCGGCCGGUGCAGGCGGCGCGCGGCCUCAUGGUCACGUCGCUGGCCGUCGCCGCGCUGGGGCUGCUGCUGGCCUCGCUGGGCGUGCGCUGCUGGCGCGACGAGCCCCACUUCGCGCUGGCCGGACUCUCGGGGCUCGUGCUCUUUGUCGCCGGCCUCUUCAGCCUCGUCCCUGUCUCCUGGUAUAACCACUUCCUGGGCGACCGUGACGUCCUGCCCGCCCCGGACAGCCCGGUCAGCGUGCAGGUGAGCUACAGCCUGGUGCUGGGCUACCUGGGCAGCUGCCUGCUGCUGCUGGGCGGCUUCUCGCUGGCGCUCAGCUGGGCGCCCUGGUGCGAGGAGCGCUGUCGCCGCUGCCGCAAGGCGGCCCCCGCCGGCCCGCGCCGCGCCAGCAUCAGCACGGUCCACGUGGACUGGCCCGAGCCCGCGCUCACGCCCGCCAUCAAGUACUACAGCGACGGCCAGCACCGCCCGCCUCCCGCCGCCGCCAGCAACUCCGCCGCCGGCAAGCUCAAGGUCGGCUUCCCCAUGCCCAGGCCGCCGCCCAAGGCCUACACCAACCCGAUGGAUGUGCUGGAUGGGGAGGGGGACCCGGCGGCCACCUCCCAAGGCGCCUCCUCGCGCAGCACCAGGCCCUGCCAGAGCUCGCUGCCCUGUGACUCGGACCUGUAGACCACCGGGCAGCGGGGUGAGUGAGGAGGCAUCCCGCACGGCGCCUACUCUUGAACUUGUGCGAUGUGUCUGCAACCGGAACCCUGGGAUACCUUUCUAGAACUGUCUCCAGGGCACGCUUCCUUUCUUGCGGCUGAACCAGACACCACGUGUGUGCAGGCUGGGUUUAGUUUUCUCUGUAUGAACUUGUGUUUCUCUCUCUCUGAGGGAGCAGGCCUUCUUAGGAAGUGAUGGAAAUGGUGACAGCUUGUCAAACAGAGACAGUCAACAACAACAACAACAAAAAUUACAGUCAGCCAAUAGAGCGCCAAAACUGAUUUGCCACCUUGGAAGUACAGUAUGCCGACGCCAGUGCAUCCUUCAUCAGUGCUGUGGCUGGGUGUGUCUUGUUUUAUAUGCAAAUGCUCAAGAGGACUGUGUAAGUCUGGCUGUUUGAAUAGCUCUUAAAGCCAAGCUCACAACCAGCAGUUUUUAAGAAGUGAAACAACCUGUUUAACUCAAAUUCCCAUUUUCCGCACAUAAGUAGGACUUAUCUUUUCUAAAAACGGACUUUGAUGUGAAAGUUGAGGUUGUUAGAGAAUUUCUCUUCCACAGCCAGAACAAUGAACACCAACCCUGGACUGUUCCCUGGAUGCCUUGCCCUGGGCAGAAAGAACGAUGGGUUUAAUAUUUUAUGCAAAAUGGAACCUGUUAAGUCACAUUUGGUUGAAAUCCAUAUGUACAUAUCUUAUUUAUAAAUAAAAAUCGAGAACACCA